This is a messenger RNA of Styela clava, 2610 nucleotides long. The record is from RefSeq and is a predicted model, not a curated record. NCBI's taxonomy places the organism in Eukaryota, Metazoa, Chordata, Ascidiacea, Stolidobranchia, Styelidae.
GUUCAAAUGUACGGUCACCAAUGUCUCAAUAUUAAUGUGACUUCUGAUGCUGCAUAUUGUCGCUGAGAGCCUUGAACGACUGAUCACGUGCAACACAUUGUUCAGUUGAGUAGGAGAUUUUUUUUUUACAGAAGUUAGGUGACGCUCUUGGGUUUACCGUGUAAUCCAAAUAAAAGUAACCAAGCCAAUGGCGAAACAACACAUCAUCAUUGAAUUUGAUGAUCCAUCCUAUCGCAGUCUAGACAGGUCUAAACGCAUUGUGUUAAAGCUGUAUGUUGGGGCGAUGUAUGAUAUUUUAAAAGAAUACAUAUUUGGAGAGAAUUGAAAACUAAAAUUUGGAAUAUGAUUAUGAGUAUCAAAUGCUGUUCAUCUCUGUUGUUGUUUAUUUUGGGAUUUGGUGAAGCAAUAUCGCAAUGGGGAGGAAUCCCCCUCACUCAAAGAAUUCAGAGUGACAACAACAGAGUUCUUCAAUAUCACCAGGAACAAAUGAGACUCGCAGGAAUCAACCAUCCAGGAUCUGUUCUUGCUGAAAAUAGAGCAAUACCAGUUGCACCAUUGCAAUACCGAGAUUUUGUGACGAUCGAAAAUACUCCCAAUAAAGUAAAGGCCAACCAUACACUGAACAUCAAAUAUCAAUGCAGUCAGCCAUUUACAAUCGUGUUGUUUAUGGAUGGGAAUUAUCUUCAACUUAAUAAACCAAAUAUCAAUAAAAGCAUUUCUAUAUAUAAAGACUCUGACAUCAUAUUUUUUCGAAAAUUCUGGCAAUGCGAGAGGUCUCCCCGGGAAAGCAAAGUACAGAUACCGUUAAUUUUUCCUCCAGAACUACUCCGACCCCCAAAUUUGAUGUUACAGAAAGUAUGGACAAUGCAGAGUGUUAACUUGAAGAUUGCAAUGGUCGACAAAGCACUAUGGACGUAUCUGGAAAACGCGGAAUAUCUACUCCGUGACACAUGUCAUAUUGCAUUCGAAAAGUCUCACAAAAGCAUGGUUUUACCUCUAAAGUUUGAGCAUCCUUAUUGUAGAUCAGAGGAUGAAUUUGGCCGUUGCUUUCAUUGGCCGUAUGCAAUGAUCAACGAGGUAUUUCUAAAACAACCUCCAAAGUCACCGCACGACAGCGUUGUUACGCACCUUCUCAAACAUCCUAUCGUCUCAUCAGAAACUCAUGUUGGGAUUCCAAGGAAUUUCUAUCGAUUUAUGAAUUCCGAGAUGAGGCAAAGAAACAAAUAUAAAGAACCGAGGUACACGUUUUCAAUGGUAUUUUAUCUUGCAUCAGCUUGUGAGAAAUUGUGUGCAGUUCUCCAACAUAUCGGUGACGAUGGACACUACACUACUCCGAUAGUUUUCAUCAAUGAUAAAAGCCAGAUACAUGUCCAAGGCCAAGUUGCUGACAAUCAAUCCUACGCUUUUUACUCCGAUUGGACUGUUCCUUUGAACGAGUGGGUUCGACUUGACAUUCAACAAUAUAGUGUAAUGCUCAACGUGACAAUGAAACACGGAAAGAAUUUUACAGAGACUUCUUCAGUUAUGAAAAGCUUCCAUUUGCCGAUGAUCCAGGACUAUGAGUCGGGGUUUUUCACAGUAGGAUCAAGUAUGUAUGCGAGAAAUUUCAGAGGAAUUAUUGGAAGUGCAACACUUUGGCGAAGUAUGGUGCUAACAUCAGAAGAGAUACCCGUCCCAACACCCGACGAAGCAAUGUUUCAACUAGGAAUCGAAGAUAUGUUAAUGAAAUCUAAGAAAGUGAUGACGAUGAUAAACCAAAGAUGGGAAUUCCUGUUAUCUCAGAAAAUUAAUGAAACGAGAAAGGCUAAUUCAGAUAUAUGUCUGCCAUAUUUCCUGGAAAUAAUCCGCCCAGUGAAAGAAAAAAGUUUGGAGAAAUGUCCACUGGAGUCGGAACCGCUUCCAAAAAGCUUAUCACGGAUUGAAGCCGAACUUGUGAAAUUAUCAAAGAAACGACGGAAAGCGUCGAUCAAUGUUCAACUUGAACUUGGAGAAAGACUUUACAAUAAAGCGCUGAGGCUCAUAGAUGGCAUCGAUACGAUCAUGAAGAUGAAUUCAAUAAUCAAGGUGCUCGAAAACGCAGCAAUGCUGAACCACGGAGAAGCCUGUUCGUUACUGUACGUGAUUUACGCUAAUGGAUUCGGAACCAAUAUUGACAAUGAAAAGGCUCGCAAAUACCUCCAUCUUGGUGGGAUGCUGGGUGAUCGGAUUUCAAUAAAAAUUCUCGCACAUAAACAUCUCAAUGGAGAAGAUGAUUUCAAAAAAGAUGAAGAGAUUGCCUUUUAUUAUUACUACAAUGCCGCGCAAGCAGCCCAGACUGACAGACAGCAGCAUGUUGAAUCAAUGACUGAUGUGAACAGAGUACGAUUGACGGAUGAAAAACGUUUGAAACACCAAACGUCAGAAGAUGAAGAUUUGUUUCAAUGGCUGAAACAUCAAGCUGGAACAGGAAUGAAGGAAGCAAAGCAACAGGACUUUAUGAACACCUUGUAUAUAAUUCUACCUAUUCCAGAGGAACUUGGGACAGCUGCUCUACUGGGAAGGACCCAACAUGUGCAGGACAACAAAAUGUGGCAAAUCUGUGGAUAUAAUGUAUUAGAUUUGUUAUCAUAA